AAAUUCACCAAACUGCAGUACUCAAAUCUCUUCUACAUCUUCCAAGCCACUACUUAACCACCCGUAUCAUAUUUCUUGUUCAAGCUCUUUCUUUAGGAUAGAAAAAUGAGCUGGGCAGCUGGAGAUUGGAUGUGCCCCGCCUGCCAAAACCAGAAUUUCAAGAAGCGAGACGCUUGCCAAAACUGCAAUUACCCUAGGUAUGGUGGCCCUGAGCCAUCAACCUGGACAGUGCUCCGUCUUGGAGACUGGUAUUGCACCGCUGUGAACUGUGAAAAUCAAAUAACAUGCGGAGCUCACAAUUUUGCCAGCCGAUCGAACUGCUAUGUAUGUGGAUCCAGGAAACAAGCCGGCGGCCCUACUAAACCUGGUGACUGGACUUGCCCAAGAACGGAAUGUGGAGUUCACAAUUAUGCUAAGAGGACAGAAUGCUUUAAAUGCAAAACACCAAAGGGAAGCGGCGGUGCAGUUAUUUAAGAAGACUAUCUCGUAUUGCAGCCUUUUUCUGAAGAAAGCAUGCCAUGUAGCUGCAUUUGGAAGGGUUUCUGGGUUUAAUGUAUGGUGCAUGGUGUAUCUCUAACAUGAAGCUUUUAAAAUCUCUUGUGUUUUUUUUUUACCUUAAUUAAUAAAAUACUAUGUUUUAUUUUCCC
This is a messenger RNA of Mangifera indica (mango), 647 nucleotides long. RefSeq names its product zinc finger Ran-binding domain-containing protein 2-like. Gene Ontology annotation, cellular component: cytoplasm. The record is from RefSeq and is a predicted model, not a curated record. Lineage: Eukaryota; Viridiplantae; Streptophyta; Magnoliopsida; Sapindales; Anacardiaceae. Bases 106 to 474 code for a protein of 122 amino acids. The transcript has 4 exons. Gene Ontology annotation, molecular function: mRNA binding.